Ambispora leptoticha is the source of this 250-nucleotide messenger RNA. The record is from the annotation of a GenBank genome assembly. NCBI's taxonomy places the organism in Eukaryota, Fungi, Glomeromycota, Glomeromycetes, Archaeosporales, Ambisporaceae.
UCGGGAAAUGGGUAGAAUGGAAAAACUAACGCAAUUUGAUGAUAAUGAUAUACCUAUAAGUUCAAAAGAGGAAUGGGUUCCAGAAGAAAAACAUGAAUGGAAAAUGGAACCUCAUGGAUGGAUACCAUCAUUUAAUGAAUAUUCUAAUGGAAAGAUCAAUAUAUAUAGACUUUUAAUGAUGGAUCGGAUAGCAUGGUUAUCCUGGAAAGAUGAAGAUAAUGAUCCAGAUAAAGAUGACGCUAUUAUUUAG